UUAAAUAUCAGAAAACUUAAUUACAUUUUGCUUUGUUAAUUAUUAUUUAUGGUAAAAUUCUGAUUUUGUUAUGAAGUAUGGAGAAUUAUAUGUUCAUAAAGAAUAUAGGUGAAGGCUCAUUUGGUAAGGCUGUUUUAGUUAAGAAGAAAAAUAAUGGGAGACAAUAUGUGAUUAAAGAAAUAUGUAUUUCUAAAAUGUCUAUUAAAGAGCAAUCAGAAGCUCAUAAAGAGGCAUCAGUUUUGUCUCAACUCAAGCAUCCUAAUAUUGUCAGCUAUUUAGAAUCAUUUCAAGGUAAUGGAAACUUAUAUAUUGUAAUGGAUUACUGUGAAUCAGGUGACUUGCAUCAAAUGAUUAUUAAUCAAAAUGAUGUUAAAAUUGAAGAAUCAAAGAUUUUAGAUCUGUUUGUACAGUGCUGUUUGGCUGUAAAAUACAUACAUGAUAGAAAAAUUCUUCAUAGAGAUAUUAAAACACAGAACAUUUUUUUAACUAUGAAUGGUAUAGUAAAACUUGGGGACUUUGGUAUUGCUCGAAUUCUUAAAAGCUAUAUGGAAUUUGUUCAUACAUGUAUAGGAACACCUCAUUAUUUUAAUUUAUAUAGCUCUAUGGAUUUUGCUCAUACAUGUAUAGGAACACCUUAUUAUUUGUCCCCAGAAAUAGUUGAAGGCAGACCAUAUAAUAGUAAAAGUGACAUCUGGAGCCUUGGAUGCGUCUUGUAUGAGUUAGUUACUCUUAAGCAUGCAUUUGAAGCUAUAAACAUGAAGAUUUUGGUGAUGAAGAUUAUAAGAGGUUCUUAUUCUCCACUUCCAAAUGAAUAUUCCUUAGAGUUAAAGUCACUAGUUGCACACUGUUUAAAGAGAAAUCCAAGUGAACGUCCUUCUGUUAAUACACUGUUGAAGAAAACUAUCAUUCAAAAUCGGAUAUCAAAAUUUUUAUCUAAUAAGAUCUGCAAAGAAGACAUGGUUCAAAUUGAAAAGUCAAUGCAUGUAAUUGAGAAAGAAUCUAUUGCUAAACCAUUAUUACAACCUGUUCAAAUUUAUGGUGGUAAAUUAUUAAGAAAACAAGGACUAGAGAAAAAAAACCAGUUCAAUAGCAAGAUUGACCCACUUAAAAAAAAGGGUAUUGAUGUGCGUGAAAGAAAGCGACUAGAAAUUCUGCAGCAAGAGAAUCAAUACCAACAAUAUAUGGAAAAAAUACGUAAUCAAAGAUGGCAAAAUAUUCAGGCAAAUCAAAUUUUGAAAGCUAGAGAAGAAGGUUGGAAAAAUGUACUUGGAAUCAAGGGUGAAAAAUCAAAUGCAGAUAUUAAAAAUAACCAAAGAGAAGAACAGUUAGAAAAUAAAAUGGAUUAUUUUUCUAAAAUUGAUAAAAAACAAUUCUUAGAUAACGAUCAAUUGUUAGUUAAUGAUUUUUUAAAAAGAAAGAAAGAUGCAAAUGAUUAUAAAAUGAGAAACAAUCAAGAUAAUUUAAUAAUGAAAGAAGAGAACCCAUUAUUAAAGUUUCACAAUGAGCAGAUGAUUGUACAAAAAGAAUUUUUUCACCCUCAAAUGUUUGAUGAAGCAAAAAAAAAUGAUGAAAAAAAUAAACAAGAGAUGGCAUAUCUGCAUCAAUUAGAAGAAAUUCGAAAACAAAAUUUUAUUGAAAGAAGACACAUAAAUGCACCUUCUGAACAUAUCAUGAAACCUUCUGAACAAAUAUCAACACAAUUGAAUCCUUAUCAAGCUGCAGAAGUUAGAAAAAAAAAGAUUCAGGCAUUAAAACAGCAAGUUCUUGACCAAAAACUAUGUUUACAAGAAAAAAUAUACAUUAAAGAAAAACGUUGUUUUCAAGAAAAAGUGGAAGAAACUCAAGCAACAAAAAAUUCAAGAUUCAAUGAAAAACAUACAGUUGAAAUGAACAACAGAAAUAGUAAUGAUUUUCUGCAUCUGGAAAAGGAGACAAUAAAGGAUAUUACACCUAAAUUACUUCGAUCUUGUUCAGAGGGUGACAUCACAUUUCUCAUUGCAAAAGACCAAGUCAAUAGAAAACACUGGAAAUGCCCUUCUUCUUUAGAUUUACAUGUAAAAUCUCUGGAAUGUUCUGAGUCUCUGAUUGAAGUGUCAUCACAACAUCAAAUUCAAAAUCACAUUGUGAAAAGAAAUUGUUGGCUAGCAGAUGGAAAAACACAGUUUCUAUUAGAAUUACACAACCGUGACUUCAAUAACACAGAUAAUUUAUCUGUUAUGGAUAACAAUUCUGAACAGCUCGUAAUAGAUUUGUUUGAUGUUGAAAAAAAAACCUCAUCCGUCCAUCUUGAAUUUAACCAAAUUGCUACUAAAUGCAAAAAUUAUAAAAUGGAGGUCUUUGAUUCACCAUGUUUUUUAUCUGAGAUUGAAGACGAGAUUAAAAAACCUAAAUUAAAACAUUUAUUUCCUAAUGACCAACACAGUUGUAAAGAAACGGAUGAAGAUCUUGUUUCAGACACAAAUGAGCAGCAAGAAUUGGUAAAAGAUUUUGAGAGUAUAAGUUUUCGAUUGGCUGAUGGGUCUUACGAUACUGAAACAAAGCUUCUCCGAACAUGCUCAUUGCCUAAUUUAAUAAAAAAAAAUUCGCCAGUUGAAUCUAAUGCAAUAUCAUACAAUAAAAAAAGCUUUUCAAAUAAUGAUGAAAUUACAAUUUGCAAUGAAAAUGAAGAAGAUUAUGAUUUUGAGCAUUUGUUAGAUUCUAUGAGAAGUGUACUUACUUAUACAAAAGAAGAAGAUUUUGAUGAGGAAAAAAGUAUAUUGCCUCAAAAUAUAAACUCAAAAACACUUAAUACAGACAGUGUUUUUUCUAAUAUUGAAGAAUUACGGGUUGAACUAGAAGACAAGCUUGGAUUUGAUUUGUUUCUUAAGGUCUACAAACUUGUUCAGGUAGUGCAGGAUGAUAAGAAGAUAGAUGAUAAUCAGGUAUCUAAUCUGUUAGCGGAAAAAGUUCAUCUGUUUGAAAAAAUUUUGUAUCUUGUUAUGGCUGAUACUAUUUAUUGUGAAGGAAACGACGGGAUAGAUAAAGAUUGCUCCGUUUAACAUUCUGUUGGUAAAAAAGACUUCAUAUAGAUCAAAAGUGUAUAAUAAAUAAGCAAAAGUGUAAAACUAUUUAAAAAAUAUAUGUAUAUAUACAGA
Messenger RNA from Hydra vulgaris (swiftwater hydra), 3134 nucleotides. The record is from RefSeq and is a predicted model, not a curated record. Lineage: Eukaryota; Metazoa; Cnidaria; Hydrozoa; Anthoathecata; Hydridae.